AUGAAUCUUUUUAUUUAUGUCCUACUUUUGUCCAUUUGGACAAACAGUUGUUUAAAUACAAACCAAACUAAUGGAUCUUCUACUACAGGAGCUAAGCACGUUGAAUCAAUGGAGACUAAAAUGGACAACUUUAGGAGACGUCUACUCAUUAUCAUAAUUGGUAUUAUGAUCAUAGCUUUUGUCUUUACCUGUUUUUGUUUUCUCUAUUACAAUUAUAUGAGCGACGAGGCACCCAAAGCAGGAACGCUCAAGAAAGAAGAUGUGACAGCCAAGUCAUCCAGAUCAUCCAAAAUAUCAUUCAGUGAAUACAGGAUAGCCAGUCCAUGCAGUCUAGAAAAACAAUCCAUGCUAUCUAGUAUAGACACGUUUUCUGGGCCCUCAAGUGCAGAAAAGUCAUCCAUACCAUCCAGUGCCGAAAAGUUAAUCAAGCCCUCGAGUCCAGGAAAGCAAUGUAUAUCAUCUAGUACAGAAAAGUUAAACAGGCUAUCAAGUCGAGAAAAGUUACAUAAGCCAUCAAGCCCACAAAAAACAUUCAGGUCAACCCACCCAAGGAAGUCAUAUAGAACACGUAAUCUAGAAAAGCCACAUAAGCUAGCUCAUGCCCAUAAGCUAGGUGGCCAGGCCUGUUCAUCCUAUCCAAAUAAGGCAGUGAGGCCACCUUACAGUCUACAAUAUCCAGUCAGGCCAACCAAGCCAUCCCAUUCACAAAAGCAAACCUUGCCACCCAGGCGAUCCAGUUUACAGAAACUAACCAAAUCCCCUAGACAUCAUAAUCUAAAAAGGUCAGUUAGUACAGGUAAGGCAGGCAUGUUAUCUAGGCCUCGGUUAAUCAAGAUUUGUCGAUGCUAUAAGGAAAAAUGCCUAGUUUGCCGAAAUUCUUCUGAGCCUUUGGUCAAUAUUUCUGAGACAAAGGACAGAAAUGCUCAAAACUCACCUUUUCCAAGUGAAGCGAAGUCUUUUUCCAAGUCCUUUCAUAAGGGAGAUUACAGAGACAAUGUAUCCUGUGACAAUGUGAGCAGCAGUGAUACCCCGACAUAUGACAGUGAUGACAGUGAUAGGGAGAUAACCAUUAUUUGCAACAUAAAAUGCAACAAAGUUAUCCUUAAAGGCAUCCAAGAUAAUUAA
Messenger RNA from Neomonachus schauinslandi (Hawaiian monk seal), 1125 nucleotides. It is a transcript of the gene CXHXorf66, whose product is annotated as chromosome X CXorf66 homolog. The transcript is spliced from 3 exons. NCBI's taxonomy places the organism in Eukaryota, Metazoa, Chordata, Mammalia, Carnivora, Phocidae. The record is from RefSeq and is a predicted model, not a curated record. Bases 1 to 1125 code for a protein of 374 amino acids.